UUAUUUUAUAUAAUUUACAAUUUUAAUUAAUUAAUAAAAAAUAAAAGUUUUUAUGUAGCGUAGUGCAAACAUAUUGUUAUAUACAUACUGAGAACACUGUUUCGGUAUCACAGAAGGCAUUUCGCAUUUCCAGUACGGUCACUGACGGUCAUAGGUGUUCAUAUAUUUCAACGAUCGGUGAAGUUUUCUCCGCGUGAAAGUUCUCUUGAUUUGUGUCAAGUGCUUAUAUUAACCAGAUUUGUAAACCGGCAUCUAAAAUAAAAUAUGUCCGAUCUACCCGCAACUCUACAACAGCUUUUCAGCUACAUCGACUCCAACAAGGAACAAUAUAUUACUGCCCUCAAGACAGCUGUUGCUAUACAAUCGGUAUCCGCUUGGCCUGAUAAGCGCGAUGAAAUACAAACUAUGGUGCGAUCAGUUGCUGAUAAGUUAAUUGGCCUGGGUGCUGAUGUAGAGUUAGCUGACAUUGGCAGUCAGCGGCUUCCGAAUGGUAAAGAAAUUCCACUACCGAAUGUUAUUUUAGGAACUUUAGGAAAGGACCCUAAAAAGAAAACAAUUAUCGUUUAUGGACAUUUGGAUGUUCAACCCGCUUUGAAAGAAGAUGGUUGGAAUACAGAACCUUUUGACUUGACUGAAAUAGACGGAAAGCUUUAUGGGAGAGGUGCAAGUGAUGAUAAAGGUCCAGUACUGUGUUGGAUACAUGCAAUCGAGGCAUUCCAAAAAUUAAAUAUUGAUUUGCCCGUAAACUUGAAAUUUGUCUUCGAGGGAAUGGAAGAGAGUGGAAGUGAAGGUCUUGAUGACCUCUUGAUGGCCCGCAAAAAUGAUUUUUUGGCUGAUGCCGAUUAUGUUUGCAUCUCAGAUAAUUAUUGGCUCGGUAAAAAACGGCCAUGUUUGACUUAUGGACUUCGCGGUUUGGUUUACUAUACCAUUGAGGUGGAAUGUGCCAUUAAAGACUUACAUAGUGGCGUUUUUGGUGGCACUGUGCACGAAGCGAUGCCGGAUCUCUGCUACCUGCUCAGUUCACUAGUAGACAAAGACACCAAUAUUUUAGUUCCAGGCAUUAACAGAGAUGUUGCGCCAUUGUUACACAACGAAAAUGAAAUAUAUCACAACAUAGAUUACGAAGUAGACGAAUACAAAAAAGAUAUUGGAGCUCAAAAAUUGCCUCAUAAUGAGGACAAAACCAAAUUAUUGAUGCACAGAUGGCGUUAUCCAAGCCUUUCCAUUCACGGUGUUGAAGGCGCUUUUUAUGAACAUGGAGCAAAAACUGUUAUACCGGCCAAAGUUAUCGGCAAAUUUUCUAUACGUCUGGUUCCUAAUCAAGAUCCUGAUCACAUCACAGAGUGUGUAAAAAAUUAUAUAAAUGCGAAAUGGGAAGAACGUGGUUCGCCAAACAAAAUGAAGGUUAAUCUCGUAAGUAGUGGCAAACCUUGGACUGAGGAUCCUAAUCAUCCUCAUUAUGAGGCUGCCAAAAAUGCCAUAAAACACGUGUUCAAAACUGAACCUGAUAUGACUCGUGAAGGUGGUUCAAUACCUGUGACGUUGACCCUGCAAGAGGCCACUGGUAAAAACGUUAUCUUAGUUCCAGUUGGAGCUUGUGAUGAUGGUGCACAUUCGCAAAAUGAGAAAAUUGAUAUUUACAACUACAUAGAAGGGACUAAACUUCUCGGAGCUUACCUGCACGAAGUCGGAAAAUUGGAUUAAAGAUCUAAACAAAUUGAUAGCAAUGAAACGGAAGCAUCACAGAAUUUAACAAUUAUACAGUAUAUAUAUCAGCAUUAACACUUUAAUAACAAUUUAUAUUUUUCUAGUAAACUAAACAUUGAAUAAAUUAAAUUGAUAACUAA
Ceratitis capitata (Mediterranean fruit fly) is the source of this 1847-nucleotide messenger RNA. It is a transcript of the gene Cndp2, whose product is annotated as cytosolic non-specific dipeptidase. NCBI's taxonomy places the organism in Eukaryota, Metazoa, Arthropoda, Insecta, Diptera, Tephritidae. The coding region runs from base 265 to 1704 and encodes 479 amino acids. Gene Ontology annotation, molecular function: metallodipeptidase activity. The transcript has 8 exons. The record is from RefSeq and is a predicted model, not a curated record. Gene Ontology annotation, biological process: proteolysis.